This is a messenger RNA of Erinaceus europaeus (western European hedgehog), 4107 nucleotides long. Its product is annotated as liprin-alpha-2. Lineage: Eukaryota; Metazoa; Chordata; Mammalia; Eulipotyphla; Erinaceidae. Gene Ontology annotation, molecular function: protein binding. The record is from RefSeq and is a predicted model, not a curated record. Gene Ontology annotation, biological process: synapse organization. Gene Ontology annotation, cellular component: presynaptic active zone.
GAUGCGGGGCCGCAGGCCCCCCCCCGCCGCCGGCCGCCUGCAGCGGGGCCGGCAGGCCUGAGAUUCCCCCCACCCACCACCCACUCCUCGGGAGCCUGCGGGGAGCCGGAGCCGAGGCCCGGGACUCAGCAAUGAUGUGUGAAGUGAUGCCCACUAUCAAUGAGGACACCCCCAUGAGCCAAAGGGGGUCCCAGAGUAGCAGCUCGGACUCAGACUCCCACUUUGAGCAGCUGAUGGUGAACAUGCUGGAUGAGAGGGACCGGCUGCUGGACACCUUGCGGGAGACUCAGGAGAGCCUCUCUCUGGCCCAGCAGAGACUUCAGGAUGUCAUCUACGACCGAGACUCUCUCCAGAGACAGCUCAACUCUGCCCUGCCACAGGAUAUCGAGUCUCUAGGAGGGCUGACUGGUUCAAAGGGGACUGAUCCACCGGAGUUUGCCACACUAACAAAAGAACUAAGCGCCUGCAGGGAACAACUGCUAGAAAAGGAGGAAGAAAUUUCUGAGCUCAAAGCUGAAAGAAACAACACAAGACUAUUGCUGGAGCACCUGGAGUGCCUUGUGUCUCGACAUGAACGGUCACUCAGAAUGACGGUGGUGAAAAGGCAAGCCCAGUCUCCCUCGGGAGUAUCCAGCGAAGUUGAGGUUCUCAAGGCACUGAAAUCUUUGUUUGAACACCACAAGGCCUUGGAUGAAAAGGUAAGGGAGCGACUGCGGGUUUCUUUAGAAAGAGUCUCUGCACUGGAAGAAGAACUAGCAGCCGCUAAUCAGGAGAUCAUUGCCUUGCGAGAACAAAAUGUCCACAUACAAAGGAAGAUGACAUCCAGUGAGGGCUCUACAGAGCCGGAACACCUUGAGACGGUGGAAACUGGCCAGAGAGUCCAUGAAAAGCGCCUGUCCAACGGUUCCAUUGACUCCACGGAGGACACGAGUCAGAUCUUAGAACUCCAGGAGCUGCUGGAGAAACAGAACUAUGAAAUGGCCCAGAUGAAAGAGCGCUUAGCCGCAUUGUCUUCCCGAGUUGGGGAGGUAGAGCAGGAAGCUGAGACGGCCAGAAAGGACCUUAUCAAAACUGAAGAAAUGAACACAAAAUACCAGAGGGACAUCAGGGAGGCCAUGGCGCAGAAGGAAGACAUGGAAGAGAGGAUAACCACCCUUGAGAAGCGCUACCUCAGUGCUCAGAGAGAAUCUACCUCCAUACAUGACAUGAACGACAAACUGGAAAACGAGCUGGCCAACAAAGAGGCCGUCCUGCGGCAGAUGGAAGAGAAGAACAGACAGUUACAGGAGCGGCUGGAACUGGCUGAGCAGAAGCUGCAACAGACCAUGAGGAAAGCUGAGUCCUUACCUGAGGUGGAGGCUGAGCUGGCCCAGAGGAUCGCAGCCCUAACCAAGUCUGAUCCAACCUCUUCUACCUCAUCCGAUGAUUAUCAGUAUGUUAUGGAAGCUAAACUACAAGAAAUGAUCUCCAUACGUAGGAAGGCUGAAGAGAGACAUGGGAACAUUGAGGAAAGGAUGCGGCAUCUGGAAGGGCAACUUGAAGAGAAAAAUCAAGAACUGCAAAGAGCAAGGCAAAGAGAGAAAAUGAAUGAGGAGCACAACAAAAGACUAUCAGACACUGUGGACAGGCUGCUGACUGAAUCCAACGAGCGUCUACAGCUCCACUUAAAAGAAAGGAUGGCCGCUCUGGAGGAGAAGAAUGUUUUGAUUCAAGAAUCAGAAACUUUCAGAAAGAAUUUGGAAGAAUCUUUGCAUGACAAGGAAAGGUUAGCAGAAGAAAUAGAAAAGCUGAGAACUGAAUUGGACCAAAUGAAAAUAAGAACUGGAGCUUUAAUCGAACCCACAAUCUCAAGGACUCAUCUGGACACCUCCACUGAAUUGCGGUACUCUAUGGGGUCCCUGGUGGAAAGCCAGUCAGAUUACAGGACAACUAAAGUCAUCAGACGACCGAGGAGAGGCCGGAUGGGUGUGAGAAGAGAGGAGCCCAAGGUGAAAUCUCUUGGGGAUCAUGAGUGGAACAGGACUCAGCAGAUGGGUGUACUCGGCACUCACCCUUUUGAAAGUGACACGGAGAUGUCGGACAUUGAUGAUGACGACAGAGAGACCAUCUUCAGCUCUAUGGACCUCCUUUCUCCCGGUGGUCAUUCUGACGCCCAGACUCUGGCCAUGAUGCUCCAGGAACAGUUGGAUGCCAUCAACAAGGAGAUCAGGCUCAUCCAGGAAGAAAAGGAAUCUACAGAGUUGCGUGCUGAAGAGAUUGAGAACAGAGUGGCCAGCGUGAGCCUGGAGGGCCUGAAUUUGGCCAGGGUGCACCCAGGGACUUCCAUCACAGCCUCGGUCACUGCCUCUUCCCUGGCCAGUUCAUCCCCCCCCAGUGGACACUCGACGCCAAAGCUCACCCCGAGAAGUCCUGCCAGGGAAAUGGACCGGAUGGGAGUCAUGACACUGCCAAGUGAUUUAAGGAAGCAUCGGAGAAAGAUUGCAGUGGUGGAAGAAGAUGGAAGGGAGGAUAAAGCAACAAUUAAAUGUGAAACUUCUCCCCCUACCCCUAGAGCCAUCAGGAUGACUCACACCCUCCCAGCUUCUUACCACAAUGAAGCCCGAAGUAGCUUAUCCACCUCCCUUGAGCCAGACAGCCUUGGGCUUGGUAGUGCCAAUAGCAGCCAGGACUCUCUUCACAAAGCCCCCAAGAAGAAAGGGAUCAAGUCUUCUAUAGGACGUUUGUUUGGUAAAAAAGAAAAGGCUCGACUUGGCCAGCUUCGAGGCUUUAUGGAAACAGAAGCAGCAGCUCAGGAGUCCCUGGGGUUAAGUAAACUCGGAACUCAAGCUGAGAAGGACAGAAGACUGAAAAAAAAGCACGAACUUCUAGAGGAAGCUCGCAGAAAAGGGCUCCCUUUCGCUCAAUGGGAUGGGCCCACGGUGGUGGCCUGGCUAGAGCUCUGGCUGGGAAUGCCUGCCUGGUAUGUGGCAGCCUGUCGUGCCAACGUGAAGAGUGGUGCCAUCAUGUCUGCUUUGUCUGACACUGAGAUCCAGAGGGAGAUCGGCAUCAGUAACCCUCUGCAUCGCUUGAAGCUCCGGUUGGCCAUCCAGGAGAUGGUCUCCCUGACCAGCCCCUCUGCUCCUCCGACAUCCAGAACUCCUUCAGGCAACGUUUGGGUGACUCAUGAAGAAAUGGAAACUCUGGCAGCUCCAGCAAAAAUGAAAGAAUCUGAGGAAGGAAGCUGGGCCCAGACCUUGGCAUACGGAGACAUGAACCAUGAGUGGAUCGGAAACGAAUGGCUGCCCAGCCUGGGCUUACCUCAGUACAGAAGUUACUUCAUGGAAUGCUUGGUAGAUGCCAGGAUGCUGGAUCACCUGACCAAGAAGGAUCUCCGUGUACACUUGAAGAUGGUGGACAGUUUCCAUCGAACAAGUUUACAGUAUGGAAUCAUGUGCUUAAAACGGUUGAAUUAUGACAGAAAAGAGCUCGAAAGAAGAAGGGAAGCAAGUCAACAUGAAAUAAAAGAUGUGCUGGUGUGGAGUAACGACAGAGUCAUCCGCUGGAUCCAGGCAAUUGGGUUGCGGGACUACGCCAACAACAUCCUAGAGAGCGGUGUGCACGGCUCCCUCAUUGCCCUUGACGAGAACUUUGACUACAGCAGCCUGGCCUUACUGUUACAGAUCCCGACCCAGAACACCCAGGCAAGGCAGAUUCUGGAAAGAGAAUAUAACAACCUUCUCGCUCUGGGAACUGAACGGCGACUGGAUGAAAGUGACGACAAGAAUUUCAGGCGUGGCUCAACCUGGAGAAGGCAGUUCCCUCCCCGGGAGGUCCACGGAAUCAGCAUGAUGCCAGGGUCCUCAGAGACACUACCGGCUGGAUUCAGACUCACUACAACAUCUGGGCACUCCAGAAAAAUGCCAACGGAUGUUGCCUCAUCGAGACUGCAGAGGCUAGACAACUCCACUGUCCGCACAUACUCAUGUUGACAAGCCCCUCCAAGGAGACAGCACUGACCUGCUAUGUGGUCUUCUCUGCCUAUUCUACCUGAAGUGCACUACCAGCGGAGACCAGCCAGCAGGGAAAACCUCCGGAAGACUGCAUGCACUUGCAGGAGUGACACAUGGU